CCAACGCUUGGCGUCUCAUUACGGUAUCCUUGGCCCUGCAAGAUCAAUCUACAUCACCAUGAGAGCUAGUUUCUCUGCUUCUGAUGUUCCACUGAACGUCCCCCAUGGAGCCAGAGAGAGGCGCUUCUCCACCAACAAGGAGCCUACCGACAGCGAGCUGACCUCAUCGGUUCACCGUCAAUUCCGCAACGCCCAUGAAGGACACAAACCACAUGCUGGAUUGGAUCCCUCACGUGCAUCCACUGGAGUUGUCUGGACUACCGAGAGAGCCUACGAGCAUGGUUUUGCUGAACACCCAGAGAAAUGGGCAAAUUUGGGUCAAGGCGCCCCCGAGGUUGAUGAUGAGAUCGAGGGCUGCUUCGAGAGACCCCAUACCAUCGAUGUGUCCAUGACUGGACNNGGUCCGACUGCCGGCAUCAAACCUCUGAGGGAAGCUGUUGCCAAUCUCUACAACGAGCACCACCGCAAAGGCAAGGAGAGUCAAUACACCUGGGAGAACGUCUGCAUCGUCCCUGGUGGUAGGGCUGGUCUCAUCAGAAUCGCCGCUGUGAUAGAUGUUGGUGGUCAACGAAAUCUAAUCAUUCUCANNGGCAACUCAUACCUUGGUUUCUUUAUUCCUGAUUACACCGCGUACAACGAGAUGCUGUCUCUGUUCCGUAACUUCAGUGCCAUCCCGAUUCCAUUGUCUAAGCAAGAUGGAUACCAUAUGCACCCUGACAAGAUUGCGGAGGAGAUUGCUCGCGGUACCAGUGUUAUCCUAACAUCCAACCCUCGCAAUCCUACAGGCCAGGUCCUCACGAACCCUGAGCUUGCCCAGAUCCAAGACAUCUACCGUGCGACAUUGAUCAUGGAUGAGUUCUAUGGCGGCUACAACUACACUAGUGAUUGCGAUGGUACCGUUGUCUCCGCUGCUGACAACAUCGAAGACGUCGACGAAGAUGUAGAUGUUCUCAUCAUUGACGGUCUGACAAAGCGCUUCCGUCUUCCUGGUUGGAGAGUUGCCUGGAUCGUUGGACCCAAAGAGUUCAUCAAGGCUAUCGGCUCUUGUGGAUCUUACCUCGACGGAGGCACCAAUGUUCCCUUCCAAGAGGCUGCCAUCCCCAUGCUUGAGCCCACUAAGGUCAAGCACGAGAUGCGUGCCUUGCAACACCAUUUCCGCGAAAAGAGAGACUAUGUCAUUGGCAGACUGAAGGAUAUGGGCUUCCAAAUUGCGAUAGUGCCCAACUCGACCUUCUACUUGUGGCUGGACUUGUCUUCUCUCCCCGAGGGCAUCAACGAUGGUCUCAAUUUCUUCAAUGCCUGUCUCCACGAGAAGGUCAUUGUCGUUCCUGGAAUCUUCUUCGAUCUCAACCCCAGCAAGAGAAGAGAUCUUUUCGACUCUCCUUGCCACAAGAACGUCAGACUGAGUUACGGUCCAAGAAUGGACGUCCUGAAGAUGGGUCUGGAUGGUAUCGAGAGAGUUGUCAAGAAGCACCGCAACGAUCGCACUCCUGCUAAGCAGGAAGGUCCUUCAGAGCACGUUGACAGUGGUCACGGAGAGCAUGUU
This is a messenger RNA of Aureobasidium vineae, 1546 nucleotides long. NCBI's taxonomy places the organism in Eukaryota, Fungi, Ascomycota, Dothideomycetes, Dothideales, Saccotheciaceae. The record is from the annotation of a GenBank genome assembly.